GAAAACAGUAAUCACAUGAGAGAAUACGGCAGGAGAGGGGAUACCGAUCCCAUUUUUGAGAGACCAACCUAAGCUCUUCCACUCUCCUCUGCCUUCUCAGAAAACAAACUCACGCCGCCGCCGUUUUCUUCUCCGCCGUAACUCCACCUUCUAUUCAGCUAUUGCCAAUCACACAAACUUCUCUAUACUCAAACCCUCCACUGCCACUGCCACUGCCAGGGCUUUAUUUUAUUGUUCAAGUGGAAGGCGAGUAAGUGGCUUCUAAUCCGGAGAUUUGAAUUCUUAUUUAGAUUCACAGUGAACAACGGAUAGAAAUGAUUGUAGCUAGACAUUUCUCUCCUUCAAAGCUUAAACCGCUCUUUUAUUUAUCACUCCUUUCCGACUGCGAAAACCACGUGCAGUCUAAUCUUUUUACAACCUUAACGCCGAACUCCCAUAUCCAUAGCCUUGCAAAUUUUUUACCUCAUCCAUCAUGUAAUUUAUUUAGGCAUUUCUCUUCACAGCCGGAAGAGUCAGGAUCGAAACAAAAGUUACCGUUUUCUCGUGAGGGUAAUUAUGAUGAAGGCACUUCCCAUUCUCUUCAUGUCUGCCCUGGUUGUGGGGUUUGUAUGCAAGAUUCCAACCCAAGACACCCUGGUUAUUUCAUCAAACCAUCUGAGAAGGACAUAAAUUAUAAACUGUAUACCCAUCUUGAACCUGUUGCAGCAGAGCCCGAAUUCUCUAAUACUGUUAAAAAAGGUUUUGUUGUUGAACCUGAAAAGCUUAACAGUAUUAGUGAUGUUGACUUGGUUAGAAAACCAGAAAAGCCAGUGGUAUGUGCACGCUGUCAUUCGUUGAGGCACUAUGGGAAGGUGAAGGAUCCAUCUGUGGAAAACUUGUUACCGGAUUUCGACUUCGAUCAUACAGUGGGAAGGAAGUUGGCAUCGACAAGUGGGACCCGUUCAGUGGUGCUUAUGGUUGUGGAUGCAGUGGAUUUUGAUGGGUCGUUUCCAAGGAAGGUUGCAAAGUUGGUUUCUAAGACAAUUGAAGACAACUCUUCUGCGUGGAAGCAGGGUAAGUCAGGGAACGUGCCUAGAGUAAUACUUGUAGUCACAAAGAUUGACUUAUUGCCUAGCUCACUGUCGCCGACAAGAUUGGAGCAUUGGAUUAGGCAAAGAGCUAGAGAGGGUGGCAUUAUUAAGAUUACUAGUUUGCACAUGGUGAGUGCGCUCAGAGAUUGGGGACUUAAGAACCUUGUGGAUGAUAUUGUUGGUUUGGCUGGAUCUAGAGGGAGUGUGUGGACUGUUGGAGCACAGAAUGCAGGAAAGAGUACAUUAAUAAACUCUAUAGGGAAGCAUAUUGGAGGGAAGAUUACACAUCUGACGGAAGCACCUGUUCCAGGGACUACGCUCGGCAUUGUUAGAGUCGAAGGUGCUCUUCCAAGUCAGGCAAAAUUAUUUGAUACACCCGGCCUUCUCCAUCCUUACCAGAUUACAACAAGGUUGUUGAGGGAAGAGCAAAAGCUUGUUUACAUGACCAAGGAGUUGAAACCUAGGACAUAUAGAGUUAAGGCUGGUCAUUCGAUUCACAUAGCUGGUCUUAUGAGAUUGGAUGUAGAAGAAACGUCCUUGGAUACCAUCUAUGUCACAGUGUGGGCAUCUCCUUAUCUUCCUUUGCAUAUGGGUAAAGUAGAAAAUGCAACUAAAAUGUUCCAAGAACAUUUUGGACACCAAUUACAGCCACCAAUUGGAGAGAAACGAGUCGAAGAAUUAGGGAAUUGGGUUAGAAGGGAAUUUCAUGUUGGUGGAAACAGUUGGGACUCGAGUUCUGUAGACAUUGCUGCUGCUGGCCUUGGUUGGUUUGCCAUUGGACUUAAAGGGGAGGCUGUCUUAGGUGUUUGGACUUAUGAAGGAGUCGAUGUUGUUCAGCGAAAUUCUUUGAUACCCUAUAGAUCAAAUACUUUUGAAGUUACAGGAUUUACUGUGUCGAAGAUUGUCUCACAGUCUGACCGAGCUUCAAAUAAGCCACGUCAACAAAAUGACAAGAAGACGAAGCGGAUCGACUCAAAAUCGCUAUCCAGUUCGGUUGAAUCACCACUGUUGACCUCUGAUGGAGGCAAUUAAUAAUGAUGUCAGUUUGGAGGAAAACACUGAUAUUUCUGACUUACAAAAUAUCUUAGUUUUAUAACAUAGUUUUGCAGUAAUGUCUUAUCCAAAAUCCAAUCUAAGUUAAUUCUGAUCUGUAUCAGAUUCCUUGUUUGUUUGAAAGUGGUGUCAAAAUAGUUUCAGAAAUAUUUUAUGUUGUGUUUUGUAGUUUAUUAUUGCAGAUCAGAAUUGGCUCUCAAUGUUUAGAUCCUUGUGAGUUAGUUGAAGAGGCUUAAUAAGAUUAUUAACUUUGCAUCCA
Messenger RNA from Lathyrus oleraceus (garden pea), 2382 nucleotides. Its product is annotated as GTP-binding protein BRASSINAZOLE INSENSITIVE PALE GREEN 2, chloroplastic. NCBI's taxonomy places the organism in Eukaryota, Viridiplantae, Streptophyta, Magnoliopsida, Fabales, Fabaceae. Gene Ontology annotation, molecular function: GTP binding. The transcript is spliced from 4 exons. Bases 315 to 2102 code for a protein of 595 amino acids. The record is from RefSeq and is a predicted model, not a curated record. Gene Ontology annotation, cellular component: mitochondrion.